This is a messenger RNA of Staurois parvus, 303 nucleotides long. NCBI's taxonomy places the organism in Eukaryota, Metazoa, Chordata, Amphibia, Anura, Ranidae. The record is from the annotation of a GenBank genome assembly.
UAAACCCACAACAGUAUAAUCAAUCUGUAUAUGCAAUAAAGCAUGCUUGUUAUACUCACUGUGGAACCUAAGGGGUUAAUCCUCUGCAUUGUGUAAAAAACACUGUUUUAUCCUGACGUCUUGUCCCCGUCUUAUCUCUUGAUAAGACAUAUCAUGUGGAGUUACUCGGCACAUGCUCAAUUUGGUGUAUUUUGAUAGAGAGGUUUUUUUUUUUUUUCUCCUUAGGAGAGUGCAUGUGAUGAGCACAGGGCCAAUCAGCACUGUCCAGACAGAGGUCAGGGGUUCUGAAUCCUGCUAGAGCAG